UCGCUUCAGCUUUUGAGUCGUGAGUACCUAAAUGAGCGGCAGCGGAUUCAAUUUCACCAGCUUCUACGCCACCUGGUUCGACCAUCUCCACCGCCUCGUCGACCAGCUCUCCUCCACCGCCAAAGACAACCACAACUCCUCCUCUGCCCCCGACCAUCUCGUCCAAACCGUCAUGUCCCACUACUCUGAUUACUACCGAGUCAAGUCCAUGGCUGCCGAGCGCGACCCUCUCUCCGUCUUCUCCGCACCCUGGGCUACCUCAUUGGAACGAUCUCUUCACUGGAUCGCUGGAUGGCGUCCCACUACCACUUUUCAUCUCAUCUACACUGAAUCCUCCAUCCUCUUUGAAUCUCGCAUCUUCGAUAUUCUUCGCGGUCUUCAUACUGGCGACCUCGGUGACCUCUCUCCUUCUCAGAUUCGCCGCGUUAGUGAACUCCAAUGUGAAACGGUGGAGGAGGAGAAUGCCAUAACGGAGGAGCUAUCGGAGUGGCAGGACGACGUUAGCGAACUCUUGGGAACUAGAACGGAGGUCACCGGAAGGGUUGAAGGUCUCGUCAACAUUAUAAAAAAAGCUGACGCACUCCGCCUUAGGACGGUCCAGAAAGUGGUGGAGCUUCUGACCCCUAAGCAGGCCGUCGAGUUCUUCAUCGCCGCCGCGGAACUCCAGUUCGGCGUUCGGGGAUGGGGACUAGAUCAAGACCGUCAACGUGGGAACGAUCGAGGCCAUUAAAAAUUUACGAGUUUAGUCACUAUAAUUAUGCGUGCAAACUGUUUUGGUAUAUGAGUUCUUU
Molecule: messenger RNA, 791 nt
Organism: Cucumis sativus (cucumber)
Lineage: Eukaryota; Viridiplantae; Streptophyta; Magnoliopsida; Cucurbitales; Cucurbitaceae
Product: protein DOG1-like 4
Exons: 2
Coding region: 32-730 (232 amino acids)
Biological process (GO): DNA-templated transcription
Molecular function (GO): sequence-specific DNA binding
Source: RefSeq, a predicted model, not a curated record